UAGCCUUUGCCUUUUGUGUUAUAGCCUGGUUGAGAUAUGUCGCAUGUCCAUAUGAUUUUUGUCAUUAGGUUGGUUUUCAUGAUUGCACACGUGACUGAAACCGAUAUGCGAUUUUUCCCGCAUGUCCUCGCCACGCGCGAGAGAAUCGACAGCUGCUUCUGUGUAGAAUCCAGGGAUUAGUCAUGCAACCGUAGUAGGCUACACACCUCAUCAUCCUUCUCACCGAGACCAUCAUCAUACGGCGCUGCUGAUCAUUUAAGCAGGAGGACAAGAGUGUCUGCGAAUUAGAUUUAUUUUAUGUUAGUGUGGUACGCUAUCCGAGGUGAAUGAGUUAUCCGGUUGCGGUUCUUGCGGUGCUGGCCGCUUGCCUUUGCGGUGUGCCUCUCCCGGUGGCUUGUAGUGACCAUCUAAAUUACAGACCAAUCAUUGGAGUCCUGGCCCAGGAGAACAUAGUGGGAGACCCUCAUGCUCAGGGAUCCUCCUACAUCGCUGCUUCCUAUGUAAAGUACCUGGAGAGCGCUGGAGCCAGGGUUGUCCCCAUAAGAAUAAACAGAACAGAUGAAGAGUAUGAGAAGAUAUUUAACUCAAUAAAUGGGCUGCUGCUACCAGGAGGGGAUGUAGACCUGCAGACGUCCCAGUUCAGUCGACUGUCAAAGAUCUUCUAUGAUCUGGCUAUCAAGGCCAACGACGCGUCGGAUUACUUCCCCAUAUGGGGCACGUGCCAGGGCUUCCAGCAGAUGACAGUACUGACCAGCAACAAGAACCUUCUGACUCUGACAGAGACCAAGGCUGUGGCCCUGCCUCUCACAUUCACCCCAGCAUCCCAGAACAGCCGCCUGUUCAAGGCCUUUCCCAGAGACCUGCUCCAGUCUCUGUCAGAAGACAACAUCACCUCCAACUUCCACAGCUGGAGUCUAUCGCUACAGAACUACAGCCGGAAUUCCAAACUGAAACGUUUCUACAAGGUUCUGACCACCAACACAGACGGAAGGAGACAGUUCAUUUCUACCAUGGAAGCGAAUCGCUAUCCGUUCUAUGCUGUCCAGUGGCACCCUGAGAAGAGUCCCUUUGAGUGGGUAGAUAAGCCAGGCAUGGUCCACUCUGCUGCCUCCAUCAGAGCAUCCUUCUACACAGCACACUUCUUUGUCUCCGAGGCCAUGAAGAAUCAUCACAAGUUCUCUUCAGCCAGUGAGGAGGAGAGGGCUCUCAUCUACAACUAUGCUGCUGUCUUCACAGGUCUGGAUGGUAUAUUCGUGCAAAAUUAUUAUUUUGAUUAGAUUUACAAUUGAUUCUAGUCUAUGUACCUUUGCUAAUGUAAAACAACUGUAUGUACUUUCUGUGAAAUUUACAUUUGUAUUUGAGCUCUGAUUGUAGCUGUAAAAACUAUUGUUGGAAUCAGUGGUUAUUGCAGUUGAUGCAAGUUGUUGCUUUUGUAUGAUAUUAUUGUAAAAAGGUUACCCUUUUUGAUGUGAUUUCAAGUCUUGAGAACUUUGUAUUGUUUUUAAAAUGUUUGUUUAAAUGUUAUACCAUUAGAUGUUAUGAUGCAGUGUUUUAUUAAUGGGAAAAUAUGUCAAUUCUACUGCCUUCCAUGUGAGAACCAUUACAACAACAUGACUGAAACAAACAGAGCAAAACUGCCUGCACACAAAUCUUUAUGAAAUCAGCUUUUUUUAUGCAUAGAAAAGUCUUGGUCUAAGGGUUUUUCGGAAUGGUAAAACGUUUUCAGUGUAAACUUAAACAACUAAAACCAGAUCUAAAGAAUGUAGAAAAUAUAAUAGACCUAUAUAUUUUUAAUAACUAACAUUCACCAAAAUAAAAGUUAGCCUGGGAGAAUUAAAAAUUCCCCAAAUGAUGCAUUCAGGAAUAUGUUUGUCAUGGCAUGGGGCCAUUUUGUUAUAACAUUUGAGUCACUCAUAUAGCAUAAGCCAUGUCGAAAUGUGUAGAAUUAGCUUUAAAACUACACAUUUUUCUCUCAGCCCAUGGAAAGAUAUGUAGAAUUGCAGGAAAUUUGCUUUAAAACUGCAACAUUUUAUCUCCGCUACAUGGCAAAAUGUGAAGAAUUUGCUUUAAAAACACCCACCGCCUAAGCCCCAUUUGGAUCCAGAAAAAACCCUGGAAAUACAUUAACACAUUUUUAGAUGUGAUGAACCACAAAAGUGUUUUUUUAUUGUUAACUCACCCAUGUGUCAAAUGGACAAUAAAGCAAACAAAACCUUGUUGA
Molecule: messenger RNA, 2221 nt
Organism: Coregonus clupeaformis (lake whitefish)
Lineage: Eukaryota; Metazoa; Chordata; Actinopteri; Salmoniformes; Salmonidae
Product: zgc:171566
Exons: 9
Coding region: 327-1277 (316 amino acids)
Biological process (GO): tetrahydrofolylpolyglutamate metabolic process
Cellular component (GO): vacuole
Molecular function (GO): gamma-glutamyl-peptidase activity
Source: RefSeq, a predicted model, not a curated record